UAUUAAUUUUUUUAACUUAUUGGUGAAUCAUAUCAAGUCGAACAUCGGGUUAAAUUUUUCAAACUCGAUAUUUUAAUAAGUCAGCUCGUAUUCGAAUUAUUUUAUAAGGGAGCUUUUAGCUCGCUGGUGGUGUUCGGCUGGUUGACGCGGCUAGUUUGGCUGAGAUUCAAUUGGAAAGUUCAGCCAAUGGGGAUUUUCGUGCACGUGGAACAAUAGCUUUGCGUGACAGCUACAAUUUGCUUCAACCGCUGUUGGGCAGGCAGGCAGGCAGGCAGGCAGGAAAUUUCGGCUGUGAAAAUAGGCGAAUUUGAGCGGUGGUGGUGGUCAAAACUCAAAAAGUCUUAACACUCAAAAAAACGAAAAAAGAGGGCGGACAUGUGCGCACCGCCAUCACACGAGCUUCUUGUGCCGGCCGUUCGCGGCAACCGCUGGCCCUCUCGUACCUGCCAUCACACACGUGGACCAAUGGAGUGGGGCCAGUAGGCCCACGUGUAAUGAGCAGGACGAAGGUGUCCAUUUUUCUCUGAACUAAUCCGGAUGUGAUGGGCCCCAUUACCUCCCCAACGUUAUAAAUUCCGAUCUGAAAUGUGCGUCCCUGACUUCUGAUAGAGUCUGGCCCAGCCCAUCAUCCCCUCCUCCGCUCCUCGCCCCUUCCCCUUCCCCUUCGGCUUCCGCCCUCCGAUGAUGGAAUUGGAUCAGUAAUAGCGUGGCUCCUUACGGACCAGGGUCAGAGAAGAUGAACAGGAAACCGGGAGACUGGAACUGCAGGUCGUGCCAGUACCUCAACUUCAGCCGCCGCGACGUGUGCCAACGCUGCGGCGACCCGCGGUCGAACAGCAGCGACCGCUCCGACUACGCCAACUUCGGCGGCGGUCGCGGCGGCUCCUCCUUCGGCUUCGGCGGCUCUGACGUCCGGCCCGGCGACUGGUACUGCUCGUGCGGGGCCCACAACUUCGCCAGCCGAUCGAACUGCUUCAAGUGCAAUGCCUUCAAGGAAGACUCUGCGAUCGGCGGCGGCGGCGGCGGAGCCUUCGAGGCCGACAUGCCGCGCUCACGAGGAUUCGGCUUUGGCACCGGCGGCGGCAGUGGCGGCGGCGGCGGCGGCGGCGGCGGCGGGCGUGCUGGGUGGAAGUCCGGCGACUGGAUUUGCACCAGGUCGGGAUGCAACGAGCACAACUUCGCGAGCAGGAUGGAGUGCUUCAGGUGCAAUGCACCUCGGGAAUCCGGGACUGAAGUCUGAAAAGGCGGAGAGCAAGAGGAUCGUGAGAUUGCUGAUGAGAGAGAUGCGAUUACGUGAUAUUAUGACAUGUUACGAAACCAAUCUCAAGCUAUUACUAGUUUUGCCUCUUUUUUGUUUUGUUUCUCGGUGAUCUUCACAUGGUAGCUCGGUUGGAUUCCUUUCCUCCAUGUGGGGACUGUCUUCUUUUUCUCUAGUGUUUUGUAUGCUUUUUAGAGCUUCCUAUUAUCCCAAUCCCUUGCUUUAGAAAUUAAUAUAACCAUGUAGUAAUGAUGCUGCUCUUCUAUAAGUCUUAAUUAAUGAAGCUACUUGGAGAGUGUUUCUCUCUCUCUCUC
Ananas comosus (pineapple) is the source of this 1572-nucleotide messenger RNA. RefSeq names its product TATA-binding protein-associated factor 2N-like. Gene Ontology annotation, molecular function: mRNA binding. The record is from RefSeq and is a predicted model, not a curated record. The transcript has 4 exons. Gene Ontology annotation, cellular component: cytoplasm. NCBI's taxonomy places the organism in Eukaryota, Viridiplantae, Streptophyta, Magnoliopsida, Poales, Bromeliaceae. Bases 737 to 1240 code for a protein of 167 amino acids.